Sus scrofa (pig) is the source of this 2749-nucleotide messenger RNA. RefSeq names its product CUE domain containing 1 (gene CUEDC1). Gene Ontology annotation, molecular function: ubiquitin binding. The record is from RefSeq and is marked validated. Lineage: Eukaryota; Metazoa; Chordata; Mammalia; Artiodactyla; Suidae.
AUGACCAGCCUGUUCCGCCGGAGCGGCGGCGGCGGCGGCGGCGGCGGCGGCGGGGGCGGCUCGGCCGGGGCGCGCGGGGCCGGGGGCAGCGCGGCCGCCUCGCAGGAGCUCAACAACAGCCGGCCCGCCCGCCAGGUGCGCCGCCUCGAGUUCAACCAGGCCAUGGACGACUUCAAGACCAUGUUCCCCAACAUGGAUUACGACAUCAUCGAGUGCGUGCUGCGGGCCAACAGCGGCGCCGUGGACGCCACCAUCGACCAGCUGCUGCAGAUGAACCUGGAGGCGGGUGGCGGCAGCGUCUACGAGGACAGCUCGGAUUCGGAGGACAGCAUCCCUCCGGAGAUUUUGGAAAGAACCUUGGAACCCGACAGCUCCGAUGAGGAGCCCCCGCCUGUCUACUCCCCGCCAGCCUAUCACAUGCACAUGUUCGACCGGCCUUACCCUCUGGCUCCGCCCACUCCCCCUCCCCGCAUCGAUGUGCUGGGCUCCGUGCCCCCUUCCAGCCAGAGGCGCUAUCGGAACUGGAACCCCCCACUGCUAGGCAACCUCCCUGAAGACUUUCUCCGCAUCCUGCCCCAGCAACUGGACAGCAUACAGGCUAACUCCGGCUCCAAACCCACCAGCACAGAGGGAGGCCUGACGCCUGCAGCCGGGCCCGGGCCCCGGGACCAGGACAGUCGCUGGAAGCAGUACUUGGAGGACGAGAGGAUUGCCCUCUUCCUGCAGAACGAGGAGUUCAUGAAGGAGCUGCAGCGCAACCGUGACUUCCUCCUCGCCCUGGAGAGAGAUCGACUGAAAUACGAGUCCCAGAAAUCUACAUCCAGCAGUGUGGCCGUGGGAAAUGACUUUGACUUUCCCUCUCCUGCCCCAGGAACCAGCGAUGCCAACCCUGCUGUGUCCGAAGAUGCCUUAUUCAGGGACAAAUUGAAACACAUGGGAAAAUCCACCCAGAGGAAGCUCUUUGAACUGGCCAGGGCUUUCUCAGAGAAGACCAAGAUGAGGAAGUCGAAGAGGAAACACUUGCUGAAGCAUCAGUCGCUGGGGGCUGCGGCAUCAACAGCCAAUCUCUUGGACGACGUGGAGGGCCACACCUGUGAUGAUGAGUUCCGGGGAAGGCGACAGGAGGCGGCCAAGGUGGAGGAAGCGCUAAGGGAAGGACAGUAAGAGGUGCCAGCAGUUCCUCCUCACCGGCCACAAUCUGAGCCAGGGGAGGCAGCCAGACAGCAAACUGGCCCCCAGCUGAAGAGCCCAGCUGCAGCCGGACAGAUGGUGCUUGAGUUCUGAGGCCCAGUGAUUCUCCGGCCACAGUCCAGCCCAGCCACUGCCACUGCCACUGCCACUGUCCAAGGGACUCAGAACUUUGGAGUUGCAUGCUGUGAUUGGAGGAAGGACCUGGGGUGGGGUGGGGUGGGGCCACAGCCAACCAGGCCCUUUUGUAGCCAGGCUGUUCUAUGGAGGAUGAGUGGAAAUGCGGGAUCUACCCUUUUCUUGGAAAAAAAAAAAAAAAAAAAAAAAAAAUUUCCCCCAGAAAACAGGCAAAGAUGGAGGACCCCAAAAGGCAGGAUGACCCCAUCGGUGGCUCACUGGCCUGAAGGUAGAGCCCCUGCCUUCCCCCUGUCCUGGUCUGUGUUGCAGGACCAUAGACACUGCCUGAUCCCCUCCCCACCCCCCAGCUCCCUUCCAGGCACCUUGGGCCCUUUAUUCGCAUCUCAGCCUUUCCCCUGGGAGUGCUGGUCCUCAGUCCCCCCUGCACAGAGCACUGGGUGAGAGAGCCCUGGGCAGUUGCUCAGGCCCCGUCUGCAGAGUGAUGGGCCACUCCAGAGAGGUAUCUGCUGACUGCCCUGCCCCGGCCCCUCACCCUACCUCUGUUAGGGGCCGAAACAGAGUCCCCAGCAGGGAUGGGGAGGCCGGCCACCCCGGAGCUGGAGGAUUCUGGCCAGGCAGGGAUAGUCUUUAUUCUGGCAGAAGACAAAAGCCAGUUCUGGAGGGGGGGACACUGCAGUCCCAUGACAGUGGGGGCUUAAGGGCUCUGACCCCCUAGCUGGACUAGAAGUUCUGCUGUUGCUAAGGGUGGGCAGUGGCCAGUUCUUUAGUAACCCAGAGAGGGUGCAGGACGGAGGGGCAGGCCAGCCCCCGUGGGAGCCGCUGGGAUGGAAGGGCUUGCUGGGUGCCCCUUGUGGAGAGUGAGAAGGUGAAGGGUCCAAAAGGAAGAGAACAAUAGCCCUACUACGAACCCGACCCAACACCAAGCACUGCCAAUGGGAGGGAGGCAGCCCCGCCUCUGCGGCCCCGCCCGCGGAGAUGGGCAGGCGCUGACCUCGGGAGACCCCGCAAGCCUGGGCAGGCACGAGGCUCCCGCCCGAGCGCGGGGAGCCAGCCCAGCUGCGCGGCAGUGGGUGUUGGAAGUGGGCGCCAAGCCUUGGAGGGGCUUGGUGGCCGUAAGUCACCCCGAGAUAAUGAGAGCGUGGCAGGUGGUCGCCACUAGCCCCGCGGUGCCGCGGGUAGGGGGGACCCCGGCCCGGCUCAGCAUCCCCCAUCCAGUGCGGAAGCGCGGGCACCCUCCCGAUCCCCACUGCCCCCUAUGGCCCCCGGAGGAUCCGGGCGCAGAAGAGGGGGAGUCCCAGUCCUGGUCCGUGUAUGUGGCUUUGUUAGUUUUGUUUUUGUUUUUCUCCUACGUGUGGGUUUUUUCUUGGAGCUGUUUCCUAGGAAUUCAUGUAAUAAAGACGUGGUGUUCUCUUUGGUGCUCUGA